ACGCAGUCUCCRGGACCCRGGCAGCGUUAGAGCGUUGGAGUUCUCCUUACUUCCUCAGUAUUGGUUAGCUUGAGCAAACCUCAAGAGGACCUCGGCAGCUGAGGCGGCCGGUGCCCGAGCGGGAGAAUGGCGCUUUCGACCAGGGUCUCCCAGAGGAAGCAGAUCAAGCGGAAGGCUCCCCGAGGCUUUCUCAAGCGCGUCUUCAAACAACGGAAGCCUCACCUUCGUCUGGAGUCGCGUGGAGAUUUACUGGUUCAUUUGAACUGUUUACUCUUUGUUCAUCGAUUAGCAGAAGAGUCCAGGGCAAAUGCUUGUGAGAAUAAAUGUGGAGUCAUUAACAAGGAUCAUGUACUGGCUGCAGCAAAGGUAAUUCUAAAGAAGAGCAGAGGUUAAAAGUCAAGGAACGUGUUCUUGAAAMUUAUAUGAUAUGCUGUUUUAGG
Molecule: messenger RNA, 440 nt
Organism: Urocitellus parryii (Arctic ground squirrel)
Lineage: Eukaryota; Metazoa; Chordata; Mammalia; Rodentia; Sciuridae
Gene: Cenpw
Product: centromere protein W
Biological process (GO): chromosome segregation; mitotic cell cycle; kinetochore assembly
Cellular component (GO): nucleoplasm; kinetochore
Molecular function (GO): DNA binding; protein heterodimerization activity
Source: RefSeq, a predicted model, not a curated record